Gasterosteus aculeatus aculeatus (three-spined stickleback) is the source of this 10070-nucleotide messenger RNA. It is a transcript of the gene notum2, whose product is annotated as notum pectinacetylesterase 2. The record is from RefSeq and is a predicted model, not a curated record. Gene Ontology annotation, molecular function: palmitoleyl hydrolase activity. Gene Ontology annotation, biological process: negative regulation of canonical Wnt signaling pathway; protein depalmitoleylation. NCBI's taxonomy places the organism in Eukaryota, Metazoa, Chordata, Actinopteri, Perciformes, Gasterosteidae.
UCUAUUGGACCUUUCAGCAGCUUGAGCACAGUGUUCGCCUCCCCCUGUGUCGGUAUUUGUUGGUCCGCGUUGCACACUCGCGUACUGAGGUCUUUCAUCCAUAGUUUGACCUUUUCAUAUACUGGGAGCAUGAUGAUACAUUGAAUUAUUGUGAGUGAAAAGGGGGCCUUAUAGGACUCAAAUAACUUAUAAUUUGUCUCCUGGCUCCAGUAGGCGGUAAGACCGAUUCAAUUGAAUUAAAACCUCAUACUAUAAUAAUAUGUACAUAGAUGGGUGGCAAAUGGAAAGAGAUAACGACAUAAUGUAUCAAGCUAUUGAGCCAUCACAAGUAUAUACAGCAUGUAAAUGCGUGUGUAGAUAUAUAUUAUAUUUUAUAUAUAUAUAUAUAUAUAUAUAUAUGCACUCAACAAGAGUUAGAAUUCAAAAGUAUGUUCAGCAACACAAGUUUGAUAGCCUAAUAGCUUUGUUGCGUAUUGAAUACCAUUAAUUUGUUAACUGACAAUACAGUCAAUUUAUUUAUCCUAAUGUAAAUACUAUAUUACCAUAGCCAUUCGUGUCUUUCCUAUAUAGCGUCACCUGUCUGUUCAUCAAUGUCUUUCCUGAAAGCGCCUCACGGAGAUGAGCUGUUACUCACCAGGUUCACAGGCUCUGAUCUAUUUUGCCUGAGGUCAGAGGAGGUAUUUUUAGACCUGACCUCAAGGGUUCAUGUGCCGUUUUGCUUCCAUUCCUCACUGACAAGUUAUUCUUUUACAGCCCAAGUACCGGUUGAAAAAACCCAGCCCCUCCAUGUCUAUUAUGAUGGUGAACAUUAUAAAAUGAUUGUUGAGGACAACACAUCGUCCGUAAAUAUGAAAUGAACAUUGACAUUUCGGCUGAAUGAGGACCACCUGAUGGUAUAGUGACACACCCACCCUCCCAUAACAUGUAACAACCUAACCCCCUUUUAUAUUAAUUUAUCAGUUUCAUAUGCAAUAUAUCAAUUGGUAAGAUUUUCUGAUGACAAAGAGGCCCUUUGAUAUCUGUGUCACCGUGCAUGAGUAGAAUGAGGCCGGGGGCAGCUGUGCAAAUCAGAGGUCCAGGAUCAUACGCUCCGUUUGCCGGGAUGAAAGGUGCUGACAGUUCUAUAGUGAGGUGUAACUGCUUGAAUACAAGAAGAAAGGGACAGCUCCGUCUGUAGCACCGUUUUGGGGGACUGGUAAAUACAAACAGCAGUGAUGACUCCGUAAACUGUUGAUAACCGCGAUCCGUCAACUUAACAUCAAAACUGGCUGUCAUUGUUUAACUUGAGAUUUUAGUUGUAAUUUCACUCAAUCAGAAGGUCAACAUUCUAUGUCUGUGCCAUCAGGAGUUCAUUUGAACUGUUUAGGGUCAUUCUAGGGAAUAAAAAAUAAUCUGCUGAAACACUGACUGAGAAAUUGGCAACAAGUGUUUUAAAAAAGGGCACUAAAACUAAACUGGGACUGUCUCGCUACUCGUGCAAAAAUUUGGUUGUAAAUUCUGAAGAGCACAAAUAAUACAUAUCCUUAUAAGUCAUAAAAGCUUUCGGAUACAGAUGGUAUUGCUUCUUGGCUCGGCUGCAUGCAGACUGUCAGUCAGCAGGCCUUUCUAGAAUUCAUGGAAACUGAGCAAAAGCUCCAUCUGUAGCAUUGGGUAGGCUCUGAGUUGAUGAUGUUUUACUUAUAUAACCAUAAAACAAUACUCUGCUACUCCCCCAUCAUGGUAUUCUUUGUGCACAACCCAAACACACUUUUAUUUUAAUUUAAAAAAAACGCGGUGAAGGCUUUGCGGUCCCUGCGGUGACACAGGAAGGAGUACUGUUCCCUUCCCAUGUGAGGACAUGACGUACCUGUCUGCAUUAAAAGGUGAGUGUAUCGUUCCAUUUACAAAGUUUAAACAUAAACAUAAACUGCUCUCUUAAUGUUGGACCAUCAGGGUUAAUCAAGAUUUACAUUUUUGGACUCUUGCCGGAUUGAAGGGAAUAGUUUGCUACACCUAUUUGCUUUGUUGCAGAGAUGAGAACAUCAACGGUGAUUCAAUCUCGUCAACUAACUCAACUGUUCCAUGAUGUCUUUAUAUUCAUGGUUUAAAGUACUUAUACUGCGGUCCCUAAUCUCCUUAAUAAAGGGAAUAAUUUUCCUUAAUAAACCUUUAUUUUUUCAUUAUGCUGAACAGACUGUUAACCUUGGGUACCCUGACAUGAUGUGGCUAAGCAUGGACACAAUUAUAACAUGUUUUAUCCGGUGAGCUCAGUCCAGUGUAAAAUAUUUAUGUGAAAAUCACGUGCAUUCUUAUUAGAGUAUGAAUUGCCUUGAUCCUUUAACAAGGGCCUUCCAGUGAGGAAGUGAGGGGCCAAAAGGUCGAACUGAGUCAGAAGUGCUUUUCAUGUAGUUAUGACUUAACUUGGUUAUUUAGGUCAACUGUUCACGUACAGCAGCAUGCGCUGAAAAAUAGCACAACAUAGUAUAGUAACUAUUUUUACUGUUCUUUGGUAUGUAUACAUAAAAAUACUUUUAGUGUGAUGUCACUGUAUGCUUAAGAUGACCUUGAUACGGAUUGAAACUCCUGGUUUAACACAGUUUGUUUCUUCCUUGUGACACAGGAGUGAACAUUUGGAAUUGGUUCUGCUCAAAUAUGCAUGUGUGCAUGUCCACAUGCCUCUGACUACUCGCCGUGAUAAAUCUUAUGGGUGACUAAGGGGUGUGUGGCCUGAAGGAGCUGUAAACCACAUGUCCACAUGUCUCCACAACACAUCAUGCAAGGGGCGGACUUCACCUCAUCUGGAAUGUUUGAUUUACAGCCUGCCACACUGCCAUCUACCAAUUGUUUUUGAGAAAGAAAUGAUUUAAUCUGGUGCUCUUGCACAAUUUUCACCACAUCUUCACAACAAAUAAGAAAAAAGUCCUUCUCACAAAACCAGACCUUUAAUAUGAGGUUACGCCUCAAAUGUAAAUGUAUUCUGGGUGUGUUUUCUGCAAUAAAUCAUUGCUACAUAUCACGGCCAAUUAGAUAACAAAUAUAUUUUUGGGAGAGUGUAUAGUAUGUAAAAAGGAUCUUAGGGGGUGACAUGAGGUGUACGUGAUAAACAAACUAAAUAUCUGAUAAUGUGACGUAAACAUCCAUUUUCAAGAGGUUACAUUUUUCCGCGUUCAGGCUCUAAGGGAAAAUGGCUAUUGGUUGCAGAUGAAUUAUAACGUUAUCCUUAUAUGUUCUUAUGUAAUACUGCAAAAUGUAGAUUUGGUUGAAAUGAGCUUAUUUCAUAUACAUUUAUAGUUAAGAUGAAGUUCAUAAUAGAUCAUUAAAACGUCCGAAGAGAACAUUGGUUUCAAUCCAUAAAAAUGCAAAAAAUAUAUUGGCCAAUAUAAUAAAAUAAAAGGACAAUGUUGUUGUUUUUUGAUAGUUCACACUGACUUGAAGGGAUUUUGGGGACUUGUACACCAGCUGAUAUAAUUAAACUACAAUAUAACCAGUAUUGGUUUAAAAAACAAACAUGAUCUAAAAGUUAUAUUAGCUGUCUUUUUUCUUUUGUGACUCUGAUCCUUGAUAUGAUCUGAUCCAGAACUUUUAUGAUCCAUUGCGCCACUACUAGCACACCAAACUAAGAUUCAAAUUGUAAACAGCUUUAUCAACCUCAAAGAGCUGCUAGUCCUGCUUGUCCUGUUGCCACUCUGCUGUUGUAUUAAGUAGUGCACGAAUUUAUAUUCCUGGCAAAUCACAGCGUCAAAGCUAUAAUGGCAAGCUGAUUUCUGAUUUCCAUAAUCAGAAUCCCCAAUCGUUUAAAAAUCUCUUUUUUUAGGGUGGGGAUUCUGAGGUAUAUGUAAUGAACUCACAAUACUACUUGGACAAGAAGACACAUCAAGGUGACAUUUGUCUGAAUCUUCUUUCAUCAGCUGUUCUCACCCUGUGCGGUGCAAUAGUGGAAUUGUUGAUCAGGUGUAAAGACCUAUGCGCAGACCUCUUGUCGAAGCCUAGCAUGGCAUGACCUCUGCGCUGGUAUCCAUCAGUGCACUGACAGGCCUGGUGGUUCAGCAGGCAUGAAUCCAAGGCCACGUUGCUGCUCCACUGUGUCACAACUUCCAAGGACAAGCUGAUCGUUCGAGCACAGCAUGCACCCGCCCGUCGCCCCUCAGAACCAGGGGCCAACUUGGGCAGGAUUGAACAUUUUAAUGGAAGAAGUUUGAGAAAAAAAACGGGAUCCGGUUGCAUAACUUGAUAUUUAUUUGUUUUUUAAUUUGUUUUCAGUUCCCUAAUCUCAUAAUUUGUCCUAGACACAGCUUUGACUCUUUAGGAUUGUGGUGUAAUAUAUUUGACGCAGGUGAAGGUGCUUCUGGCACGCUGAUAAGCUGGACAGAACGCAUAGUUUGGUUGUGAGCGGUUGAGCAGAGUGAGCUGCAGCUUCUCGUAGCACACAAAGCGUACUUGCUCGUCGGCCAUCCGAUGCUAUGCCUGUUAUCUCAGCAUCCCAACCCUCCUAAAUCCAACACCUUGUAUUCGUGCCAUCUAUCACACUGAUGCAUUGGCAGUCUGCAGAAGGUUACCACGCAGGGCCUCUUAACACAUGGUUUUAGGCAUAGCUCUGCCCGCCCCACCUGCUAGCCGCCUGCAGUGGCCGAGCACGUUACACCGAUCCCGCUAAGAUCUGCCUGUCAUCCUCUCUGAUUGAAUGGAGAGUGUUACUCCAACCAGGUGCCAUUUCUCUUGCCUGAGGCUCGUUUCCAUGUGGCUUGUAAAAAUGCCACUCUUAUCUCUUAUUAAUCAUGUGCCUCUGCUGGUGACAGCGUAGAUUCAGAGGGAUGCUGUUGUUGAUUGUCAAAUUACACGCAACAUGUCAGAGAGGAGGCGGACUGUGGUGUAGUUUACGACCGUGUGGAAGAUUUUAUUGUUUUAAUGUUGCAACAAGAACUUGUUGGUUGAACAACUGUUGUUCAUACGGUUGGAUUUUGCACUCGUUAAGUGUGAGUUGCAACCUUUCUGUGCGGCAGUGAGAAUCCGGGACAUGGCGGCGUUCUCUGGUUCGCUCGUUCUUUGAAGCUAUUGCCCGACAAAUAUUCCAGCUCGCGGCCGGGCCCUCGGCUCCACAGGUUGGUGAUGACACGCAUGCUCAGCAGAUAAAGUGCCUGGACCACCCUGGCUUUAGGUGUCCUGACCUUGGAGGUUGGCAGUGAAAAAUAACAACACAAGGGUAGAAAGGAGGCCUCUGGUGCCGCACAAGGGGUCAAGCUGUUGACCCUAUAAGGCUGAAGAUCAACACUUCUCUUGACCCCCUUACAGGUUAUAUAAAAUGCUUGUUUUUAAAGGCAUUGCCACAAAUGCAAUAGAGUUUAGAAGUGACAAGAAAAGUUGGAUGAGUCUCUGGAGGAGCAGCACGCAGAUUCACUUAGAUCCAUUGAUCUGGUGCCUGCUGGGAAAAGCGGAUCAAUCUGUCCAAUCCCAUAUCAAAGAAAAACCAAAUAGCAGCAAUGUCAUCUCUCGGUUCGUGACAUUCUAGCGAAAUGGUGAUAGAUUUACAGCAACUUCUUUCGGUUUUCAGCUAUUUGAGGUAUCUGUUAAACAGAUUGUUGCAUUGAUUUCUGGGAAGACAGAUGGUGGUGUGCAUGCUUCAAGACGACUGAAGGAAUGAAGAAUUGUUGAGCUCGAUAGAUCAAAUUCAGUAUAGGUAUGUGUAAGGGUAGGGUUUUAUUGCGCGUAGGUGCAUACGAUCUCGAAAUAAAUAUUUUUAAGCAGCUUUGUUUUCUUUCUGGCCAUAGUUGAAAGUAGAUAAAAUAGCUUGAAAUGCUCGAAAAUGCGGCAAAAAUGAAAAUGUUUCUGCCAAAGCAAUAAGACGAACCAUGAUAAAUCUGUCUGCAUUGCCCUUGAAUGGUCUUUAAAUGGUUAGCUCAUUAUUGCAGACGACAUACUCAUACACAAUUGUUGUUCUCUCGCCAGAAGAAAAGGAAAAUCUUUAAGACACCAACAGCAAAGACAGAUAUUUAUGCUUUGCAUUUUACUUUACUCUGUGGACCAAUUCAUAAUGUUUUACUUAGAUGAGAUCUGAAGAUUCAUUUUUUCUUUAACUCUGUGCUUAACUCGUUCUCCUGGUAGCAGCAUCUGGCCUCCUAAGCAAUCAUUAUUUAACGUGAUUGACACUUCAGGAUGGUGUGCAUUUCAUUGUUGAGAAUUUUAGAGCCCUUGGCCCCAUGAACCUUCAACGAUCAGGAGGUACGUCACCCUUCAGCCAUCCUAGUGGCACGAGGCUGGAUUACCAGCAAGCGUGCAACUGCCUACAGGGCCAAAAACUAAGUGUGAUACAUGCAAUUUAUAAAUUAUAAUCCAUUUGUACAAUGAACUGUGAUACUCCCUGGAUUAAAGAAUGAGAAACUACAUCACCUCUUGAAGACAUUUUGCCACAGCCAACUAGUGUCCACCAUCUGAGUCUCCUGAGUGUCCGCUCAAUUGGUGGCUAUGUGGGAACCCUUACUGUGCUCUUCAUUCCCAUGUCGGAAAGUGUUUGAAGUGUGUACUCCAAUGACCUCUGGGUCACAUACCCCUAAAGAGGGCUUUGUAGUUAUGCUGACCAUGUAAAUGUUUAAAUCAAAACACUGGUAAUCAGAGAUGGACGAUGGAAAGGGGAGCUCGUUCUUGAGCAAUGGUCAGAUGGGAGAGAGAUAAGUGGUGGGCGUGUCGAAAGACCUGAAAUGUGUCGGGAGACUUGUGUGUUAUCGUUUCUCCUCAGCACCUCCCCUCGCGGUGUGUCGUCAGCAGUUCAUGCCAGGGUCUGGCUUAAGUUGCAAGUGAAAUGGGAGGAAAUCUGAUCCAUAUGAUGGGACUAUAAAGCUUACAGCUGAUUCUCAGACUCGAUCAAACCUGGUCUAGGCUUCAUCUCUCCUCAUGACUGGCAUCCUCAUCUCACAUGUGGUCACUGCGCUCUGAACUUCUCACUUUGUCCUCACCAGCACCGGUUGUCUGUCUGACCGCUGGGCUCUUCCAAGCUGAUUCUUCUUAGAGAAAUAUGAAGUUACUGGGCAAGGUAGCUUUCUUGCUUUUGCUCAGUGGAAUCUGGUGUCAGAACAAUCGUAACGCUAAAACUAGUGGGAAGUCCAGCAGGAAAUCUGGUGGGAACCAAGGAGGUGAUGUUGACCAGUCUCCCUCCGUGGUUGAUCUGACUUCUGGAGCAGUGGGAAGCACCGGAAGCUCUGGGAGCUUUGGAAGCACUAGAGGUACUGGAAGCUCUGGGAGCUCUGGAAGCUCUGGGAGCUCUGGAAGCAGUGGAAGCACUAGAAGUACUGGAAGCUCUGGGAGCACUGGAAGCACUAGACGUACUGGAAGCACUGGGAGCUCUGGAAGCACUAGAGGUACUGGAAUCACUGGGAGCUCUGGAAGCACUAGAGGUACUGGAAGCACUGGGAGCUCUGGAAGCACUAGAGGUACUGGAGGCUCUGGUAACACCAGAAGUACUGGAAGCUCUGGAAGAACUGGAGCUACUGGAGGCUCUGGGAGCUCUGGGAGCACUAGAGGUACUGGAAGCUCUGGAAGAACUGGAGCUACUGGAAGCUCUGGAAGCUCUGGAAGCUCUAGAGCUACUGGAAGCUCUGGACGCGCAAGAGCCACUGGAAGCUCUGAAAGCUCUGGAAGCACUAGAGCUACUGGAAGCUCUGGGAGCUCUAGAAGCACGGAAGACACAUCUGAAGCAGGGCAGGAAGCUGCUGCAGGAGCUCGAGUAGCUGGACAACAGACAGAUGAUAUGAGACUGCACUUCCUCAAAAAUAACCAAGUUACAUGUAAUGAUGGAACAACGGCUGGGUUUUACCUAAAGGAGUUCAGAGGAAGCCGCCGAUGGCUGUUAUUUCUGGAAGGGGGCUGGUGCUGCCACAGCAAAGAUACCUGUGAUUCCAGGUACCAAAAUAUACCCAGACUAAUGAGCUCAUCGGGGUGGCCACAAACUAAAAUAGGAACUGGCAUUUUGUCUUCUCAAGCACAGGAAAACCCACACUGGCACAAUGCAAACAUUGUAUUCAUCCCGUAUUGCUCCAGUGAUGUGUGGAGUGGUACAGGUGUAUCCCUGACCCCUCCUCCAAGGCCCCGGCAGGGCAGGGAAAAGGAGAGGGAUCAAAAUACAAAUGCAACUGAGUACACCUUUAUGGGAUCCCUGAUUAUCCGUGAGGUCAUCAAAGACCUCAUUCCCAAAGGAAUCAAGCAGGCCAAGGUUGUGAUGCUGUCUGGCACGAGUGCCGGGGGAACAGGUGUUUUGCUGAACAUUGAGAGGGUGGCCAGUCAGCUGGAGCAGCUCGGUGCAGAGGCUCAGGUCCGAGGACUCGUGGAUUCCGGUUGGUUUCUGGAGAGUAAACAGCAGAGAUCACCCAACUGCCCCGAGACUAUUUCCUGCUCACCUGAAGAUGCUAUCAAGAUAGGACUCAGGUUGUGGAACGGGGUUGUGCCUGAAAGAUGCAGGAAGCUCUAUAAGAGAGGAGAGGAGUGGCAGUGCUUCUUUGGCCACAAACUAUACUCUACCUUGACCUCCCCCCUGUUUGUUGUGCAGUGGCUGUUUGAUGAGGAGCAGCUGAGAGUGGAGAACAUCUACAUGGGAGGACAGAGUCUGUCUGAGGAGCAGUGGCAGUACAUUCAGAACCUGGGCAGAGAGCUCAAGAUCUCACUGAGAGACGUCACAGGAGUGUUUGCUCCGUCCUGCCUCUCCCACACAGUGAUUACCAGAAGCAACUGGUUGAGUUUCCAGGUUAAAGGUACCUCUUUGCCACGGGCCCUGCACUGCUGGGACAGGAGUCUGGAGGCGACACGCAACAACAAAACCCCUGCCAAAGGCUGUCCUUUCCACCUGGUGGACACCUGCCAGUGGCCCCAGUGCAACCCCAGCUGCCCAGCCUUGGUGGACCAGGCCACCCAGCAGGAGCUCACUUUAAUCCAGAUGCUAGUCGCCAUGGGCCUUGACCUCCAGAAGCUGGUCCUGGAUCCCCAGGAAGAUGCAGUUUCCCUGCCAAGAAUUCUCACCAAUGGUGGCUAAAUGUUAGUGGACAGAAGCUUGAGCCAUGCGAAGGCUCAUAGAAUAAAUAAAGUGUUGAAAUGUUAAUGUAACCAUAGAAAUAUUGCAGAAAUCUGGUUACUUGGUCUUGUGCUGCUCAGCCUUCCAUUAUGCUUCAUGUGUCUGUUAAAUUGGUGACUUGACCGGUGGGGAUGUCAGUGAGUUUCAGUGGUUUGGCGGUCCCUCUACUGGACACUGCAGGAAAGAGCUUUGACCGUUGUACUGGUUGAACAGCUUUGAGUUUCAGCAGAUGGCCACACAUACUGUAGGCUCCCUCCUUCGGCACAAUUUAGUCCUGAUCACUAUAUAGGAAAUCGAACUGCUGCAUAGCAACAGCGUUAAACAUUUUAGAUGAGCAGAAGCUUCUUUCAAAUGUUGCCACAUUUGAUUGCUUUGACAGGACUCUGAAAACAUUUGCACGUAAUAUACAGUACAGUCAAGGUUUGGACACAUUUUAUUAUUCAUUUCAAUGAGAAAGUGUAUCCAGACCUUUGACCGGGACUGUACAUAUUGUAGGCUAACAUUUUGAUAAGCUUCAAAGAAAAAUGUAUAUACCUUUAAGGAUUUUAUACCAAACAAUAGCAGUUAUUCAUGAUGUGCCAACUUUUGAGUAUUCUGAUUUGACAGUGACCUUUUCUUUUCAUUUCACACACACAGUUUCAAAGACACAGAUUGUCAUAUCUGAGUUUUAGUCUUUAGCUCCUAAUGAGGAAUGUGCAUGAUGUUCUUCUGUUUAUGCAGGCAGGAGUUCAACUAUUUACCAUGUGAUGUGUUGCAUUCAAUUUAUACAUUUUAUUAAAAACAAAAAAGCAGUGGUGACAUGCAUGGACAAAAUACAGGCUAUGUAUUGCAAUCGUUAAUAUAUAUUUGUAAUUCGGCUUCCUUUCCAAUGUUGUGCAUGUUUUGAAAGGAAGUUUCACAUGUUACUGUAAAUGUAUGUUUUUUUUAAUCUAGGUAUUGUAAAAAAACAUGACAGCGUGACAAUAGUUGUACAUGCUGUUAACAAGCAUAAGACUCAUUUGUUGCUCAGGUUGAAAAAGAAUAUAAAAAUUUGAAUUGA